AUGCCUUUGAUUACUAUUUCCGCCGCCCUGACCGAGGGAUUCAAGAAGCACGAGGUCGUCCCCGACGUCAUCGACGAGUUUGACCCCAACACUCUCCUCGAGAUCACCUACGGAGGUGAGAACGUGGUUGCCGUCGGAAACACCCUGGCCGUCGCUGACACCCAGCACAAGCCCUCCAUCCACGCCUCCUUCCCCAAGGACACCGAGGGAACCUACACUCUGGUUCUGACCGACCCCGAUGCUCCCUCUCGAACCGACAACAAGUGGUCCGAGUACUGCCACUACAUUGUGACUGGUCUCAAGCCCGGCGUUGUUGCCGAGGCCGAGGGUGCUGCUGUCGAGCUCGAUCUGUCCAAGGGCAAGGAGCUCAUUCCCUACAUGGGCCCUGGACCCCCACCAAAGACCGGCAAGCACCGAUACGUCUUUGUGCUUUACAAGGAGGGGGCCAAGUCUCCCGAGGCUCCUGCUGACCGACCCACCUGGGGCACCAACGUCCCUGGCUCUGGAACCCGGGAGUGGGCCAAGAAGAACGAUCUGACCCUGGUCACCUCCAACUUCUUCUUUGCUCAGAACACUGAGCAGUAA
Molecule: messenger RNA, 585 nt
Organism: Yarrowia lipolytica CLIB122
Lineage: Eukaryota; Fungi; Ascomycota; Dipodascomycetes; Dipodascales
Biological process (GO): regulation of Ras protein signal transduction; regulation of proteolysis
Molecular function (GO): peptidase inhibitor activity; phospholipid binding
Source: RefSeq, a predicted model, not a curated record